Sesamum indicum (sesame) is the source of this 2344-nucleotide messenger RNA. Its product is annotated as condensin complex subunit. Gene Ontology annotation, biological process: mitotic chromosome condensation. Gene Ontology annotation, cellular component: condensin complex. The record is from RefSeq and is a predicted model, not a curated record. NCBI's taxonomy places the organism in Eukaryota, Viridiplantae, Streptophyta, Magnoliopsida, Lamiales, Pedaliaceae. Gene Ontology annotation, molecular function: chromatin binding.
CCAAAACUCAAACUUUGGAGGGAAACGACUCAUUUUCAAAAACCAUUUCAAAAGCUGAACCCUUUUUCUCUCAAUUUCCCUGCAGACUCUGGAAUUUCUGAGCUCUGGUAGCAACCGGAAAUGGCUGAAACCCUAAGCCCCAAUCCCAAAUCUAGGGCUCCAUUUUCCCCUACGAAGAGCCCAUUCUUCAUUGGCUCCAAUGACGACAAACUUGAACGCGCUCAGGCGCGUGCGGCACGCGCCGCCGCCAUCCGACGUAAGCCUACUGUCCAUACCACCUCCGUCACCUCUGAAGUCGACCCAUGUCUCGGAAAAGAACAGAUUCUUGAGUUGUUUCACAACUGCAUCAAACUCGCCAGUGAAAAUAAAAUUAAUCAGAAAAAUACAUGGGAGCUGAAUUUAAUAGAUCAUCUCUGCGAGAUUAUUAAGGUCGAGGAAGAAAAUGACACCGAGACCAACUUUCAGAAGGCAAGUUGUACUCUUGAAGCUGGGGUUAAGAUCUAUUCCAUGAGGGUAGAUUCAGUGCAUUCUGAGGCAUAUAAAGUCCUUGGAGGAAUUAAUCGGGUUGGGCAAGAAGAUGAAGAAGGCCAUGCCGUUGAUGCUGCCAAUUUCAGUACUGAACAAGGGGAAAAUGAUCCAAAGAAAGAGCAAGGGAGAAAGUUGUCACCGCUGUCAACAUUAGAGUCCUCUUUUGCAGCUAUAAAUGUAAAGAAGUUUGAUGUUGCUUUUGUGGUAGAUCCUCUCUACCAUCAGACAUCUGCACAGUUUGAUGAAGGUGGAGCGAAGGGUCUCUUACUGAACAAUCUUGGUGUUUACGCUAAUUGCCGUGUUCUUUUUGAUUCUUUGGAAGUACCUGGGAAAUGUCUGUCCCCUGUGUCUCAGUGUGAGGGCGUAGAGACAGUUGAUUUGUCUUUUGCUAGUGAGUGUGUUGAACAGAUGGUGUCAAAUGUGCUUAACAAGUCUGAAAUAUCUCCCAGCCUUACGGCUAUAGUAAACCAAUUUGAUAAGGAUGACCGAAGACCACUGGAGACAUAUUCUACUGGCCAAAGUUCUGAGCAAGUUAACGAGAAUCCUGAUAGGAAUGUUGACUUAGAUGGCGAGACAUUUGGGAAUGCUGGAACUUGGGACUUUGAUCAUGAUGAUCAAGCAAGUGUGGUAGAUGAGGACACUUAUGACCAGGAUACAGUUUUCCCAAGUCAGCAAGAAGCUACUGAUAUGGCUGAUGAGCAAUUAAAUUUUCAUGACCCUGAUUGGGAUGAUAGAGUUCAAGAAGUUGAUAGCUAUUUAUUCUUAAGUUUGGGAUUCUCAACGAAGCAAAAUGCAUGGGCAGGUCCUAGUCAUUGGAAAUACCGGAAAGUUAAAGAUCCUGAGGUUCCAGACAAGGAAAAUGGACCACUAAAGCCCAAGAAAACGAAAAACAAGAAAGCAGAUAUCGACAUUGAUUUUUCAAACGCAAUAGACACUGAUAUUUCACAUAUCUUUGCUCCUCCAAAGAAUCCAAAGUCCCUGUUAUUGCCAGCAAAUAGAGCACCUUGCGACACAAAGCUUCCAGAAGAUUGUCACUACCAACCGGAGGAUCUUGUGAAGCUAUUUUUGUUACCUCAUGUUUUGUCCCUCGGAAAAAGUGGAAGGAAGAGAACGGAUGAAGAAAGUCAACAAAGAGAUGGAUAUGGAGCAACGACAUCCUGGGAUGAUGAAGAUGCUUUUGGUGGUGCUUUUGAUGAUGGACAUGCUUAUAGUGAUAAUGAGGAGACAAGUACACUUGUUUCUCAACCUCGACAGGUAAGUAAGAUCGAAGUCCAGUAUGAUAAGACAUGUAAACAAGUAGAUGUUCACGUACUAAAGGAAAUUCUUUGGGGCCAAAUACAACAAAUCAACCAAACUUCAGUUGAGGAACCUUCUCAGGAAGAGGCACCAGAAGAGACCAUAUCAUUCAAGCAAGUCUUGGCCAGUUUCCCAGACAGCUGCACAGCAGCAGCUUCUCUCAACGACAUCUCCCCACAUUUGUGCUUCAUAUGCCUAUUGCAUCUGGCCAACGAGCAUGGACUGCGGAUCCUUGGCUGCCCCAGCUUGGAUGAUCUCAGCAUACACCUCAAACCUCACAACCCCCCGACUUAAGGUGCUUUACCUCCAAACCUCUGCCUACUUAUUGUUAUUGCUAUAUGUGCAUUUUGUGUAGAUUACCACACCCGCUUGAUCCAUCCAAACUCAAAACGACAAGACAUAUCGAUGGUCUUGACGUUGUAGUUAUGCUAUGCUCACUAAUAAUUGUAGAGACGAAUGACCGAUAACUUUUUCUCCUGAUAUUUCAUUUGUGUGCUGUUGUAGUAGCACAUUUUCAUAA